Pieris napi is the source of this 3496-nucleotide messenger RNA. RefSeq names its product putative nuclease HARBI1. The record is from RefSeq and is a predicted model, not a curated record. NCBI's taxonomy places the organism in Eukaryota, Metazoa, Arthropoda, Insecta, Lepidoptera, Pieridae. Gene Ontology annotation, molecular function: protein dimerization activity. The transcript has 4 exons. Bases 410 to 1702 code for a protein of 430 amino acids.
GUGGAUAUUCCACUAGAUCUGGUGGUUUAGAUAUACGUUUUAGCGGGCGAAUUUUGGUUUUAGUGGCUAGUGGAUUUUUCUAGUGGUUUAGUUUGUUUCAUUCAGUGGGAUGCUACGACAUUUAACCACUAGCACGAUUGAUAUCUUUAUAGGAAAAGACGAAAACAUUUACCUUAUUAAGGAAUAUUUUGUCAUUAUGUAGGCAACUCUGUAAAAUUACGUUGGUUAUUCUCGGGAAUUUCCCGAAACAAGUUUAUGAAUUUCUUAAAUUAUUUUGAUUAUGGACUUUAUUCGUAUGACUAAUAGGUCAAAUUUGAUUUGAAUUAAUGAGAUUUGUAUGUGUUCGUUUCGUAUGCAUGCACAAAAAUAGAAAUACACAACACAGAUACUUAGUAGUUUUGGUUAUCCUAUGCAUCGGAGUGUUUGUUUAAAAUUCAAGUUUAGUUUAUUUUUAAAACAAAAUGCCAAAAGCGCAAUAUACGCAAAAGUUCCGGGAUUGUUGGUUACGGGACUCCCAAUUAAAGGACUGGCUGCAAGUGAUAGAAAGUACAGCUGGUCCAAUUGCAAAGUGCAGAUUAUGUGGCUCUGUAUUGAGAAAUCAUUACGGAGAUUUAAAGAAUCACGGAUUAUCGAAAAAACACUUGCAAAAUUCAAAGUAAUGGACAACGAUUCUUUUGAAACAUUGUUGGAGUUGAUUCGACCCAAUAUUGAAAAGCAAGAUACCAAUAUGCGACAAGCUAUUCCUGCCAGCCAAAGGCUCUCUAUAACUCUAAGGUACUUGGUCACUGGUAUGGACUUGGAAGAUUUAAAGUUUAUGUGUGCUGUCGCUCCUCGUACUUUGGAUUUAAUAAUACAGGAGACGUGUGAGGCUAUAAUUCAAAAGUUAAAAGAAAAUAUUCGGGUACCGAGAACGAUCGAGGACUGGAAAAAAGUAGCCAAAGAUUUCGAGAGACGAUGGAACUUUCCCAACUGUAUAGGUGCUGUUGAUGGCAAGCACAUCGAAAUAGAAAAACCUUCAAAUUCGGGAUCUUACUAUUUUAACUAUAAAAAGACAUUUAGUAUUGUUCUCAUGGCUAUUGUAAACGCCAAUUAUCAAUUUAUGAUGGUUGAUGUUGGUGCAAAUGGGCGGAUGUCAGAUGGUGGAACUUUAAAAAAUACAAAGUUUUGGCAAUUGUUUUCUGAAAGUGAAAACAAACUUAAUAUUCCGGAGCCAUGUGAGUUACUAGAAAGCGAUAAAAAGUUUCCGUUUGUACUGGUAGGUGACGAAGCUUUCCAACUGACUCCAAACUUCAUGAAGCCAUACAACAAAGCCGUCUUGACAGACGAAAGACGGAUUUUCAACUAUAGAUUGUCAAGAGCCAGGAGGGUGGUUGAAAAUGCUUUUGGCAUCCUGUCUUGGCGCUUCAAAAUAUUUAAAAAAGACAUUGGACUGCAUCCCGAUAAAACGCGAAAAGUUGUUUUGGCUGCCUGUCACUUACACAACUACUUGUGUGAAAAAAAUAAAAACAAAUAUAUUCAACCAGGAGAUAUUGACAUUGAAGAACCAAAUACCACAGUCACAAAAGGUGCGUGGAGACAAGGACGGCAAUUGUUAAAUAUAGAGCGAGUACGAGGAAACUCGGCAAAUGAGGCAAAAAGAGUGCGAGAUGACUUUUGCGAGUACUUUAAUGAUUAUAGCUACGCAACCAAAGUUGCCUUUUAAACGAGAAGGCGUGGGAAAAAAGAAAGAAGAAGCUAGGCUAGCAUUAUUUACAGCAGCACAUACCAGCCUACGUGUAGUAGAUCAUAUGGGAGAAGUGGUGAAUCACAUGCACAAAGAGGACGAAAAAAUUCAUUUACAUAGGACAAAAUGUUCUCAAAUUAUAAAAAAUGUGCUAUCACCCCAUUUCGCUGAAAACUUAAAAUAAGAUUUGAAAGAUCAACCCUAUAGUUUAUUGAUAGACGAAUCGACCGAUAUUUCCGUUCACAAAUAUCUGGGAAUAAUAAUCAUUUAUUACAGCUGCAGUCACAAAAAAAUAAUGUCUACAUUUUUAGAUCUUCCAAUGCUGAACGAGUGUGAUGCAGAUGGGAUUGUUGGUACCAUAAAAGCGACACUCGCUAGAUUUAAUAUACCUCUACAAAAUUUAAUGGGCAUCGGAACAGAUAAUGCGUCCGUGAUGACCGGCGUCAAUAACGGUGUAUAUGCUAAACUGAAAAAGGAUUUGCCGAGUUUAGUUUUGGUGCGUUGCAUUUGUCACUCUCUGCAAUUGGCAGUAUCGGCAGUAACAAAGCAAUUUUUACCGAGAAAUCUCGAGUUUAUUAUUAAAGAAACAUAUGAUUGGUUCAAUCGAUCUUCGUCAAGGCAAGCGGCUUACAAAGAACUAUACAAACUUAUAAACGACGGUCAUGAUCCAUUAAAAAUUGUACAGUCUUGUCAAACUCGAUGGCUUUCUAUAGAGUCCGCAGUUGCACGCAUUUACGCACAAUGGUUGGAACUGAAAACACAUUUUAAUAUGGCCAAAUUGAAAGAAAGGUGUUACACAGCAGAAUUGCUGCAUGGAAUGUAUUCAGAUGACGUGAAUUAUGCGUACAUUUCAUUUAUGUAUCCAAUUCUCACUGAAAUUAACAGAGUGAAUAAAUUAUUUGAAUCGAAAGAUGCAGAUCAUACAAAACUGUACGACGAAUUGACAAAUUUGGUUGAUUCACUUGUUACCAAAAUAGUACUGCCGACCCAGAAGGUAGACGUUUUUACGCAAAACAUUAAAGAUUUUGUUGAUAAGAAAUGUUAUUUGGGGUACAGAUUCGAAUCUUUUGUGUCAACGAUGAGAGAAAAAGGACUUCCACGGAAUGAAGAAGAAAUGAUACGUAAUAGGUGCAUCCAGUUUAUUGUGCAGUUGGUUAAUGAACUGAAAAACAGAUUGCCCGAAAACUUAAAGCUCAUGAAAAAUAUGAAAAGAAUUAGUGUAGAUUGUGCACUGUCUCACAAUAAAGAGCCGAUCACUGACCUGAUCUUACAUUUUAAUAAAAAUCAAGAAUACAUAGCGAAAGUUGACGAGCAGUGGCGUCAAAUCCAUUUACUCAAAUGGAUAAAUACAAAAAAUACCAAGGAAUUUUGGUACGAGGUGCUGGAUUUCGAAGACAUUGCAGGAGAAAACCGAUUUGAAGAUUUAGCCACGUUUGCUAUAUCUUUAUUAGUUUUACCGCACUCUAAUGCUGAAGUAGAGCGAUUAUUCAGCAUGAUGAAUAUCGUGAAAACAAAACACAGAAACCGAAUGAAGCUAGAUCUACUGUCAUCUAUUAUGACAAUCCGCGCAGGUUUAAAACGCGAAGGAAAGUGUUGCAAUAAUUACAUCUUGCCAAAUUCUGUAGUCCAAAAAAUAGGAACGAAAGAAGUGUACUUAAAAUCAGAAGGUGCAGAGGAAACCGACUCUGCUGAAGAUGAUUUUUAACGAUUUUGUAUGUCUUCUAUUAGUUGUUUUGUAAUGAAAAUAAACUAAUUUUAUAAUUCAAUUUACAA